UUUGACGCGUUGGGAAAACGGGGCACGUACAAUGACAAUAAAAACAGCUGUGAAGAAUCGCUUUCAACUUUUGUGAUAAAAAUCGUUUUAUAAAUUGAUUUUUAGACAUUAGUUUUAAAUCUCAGUGAUUUCAACGCACAUUAACUUAGUCGACUGGUGGCCCAGAUUACGGAUAAGUUCCUGUUCGCUCGUUCCUGCGCUCACCUUGCGAUGGAAUCGUCGUCGUCUAAACAAGUAGACACUUCCGUCAGUGACGAGGAGCGAUUCGAGGAUGCUUCCUGUAAGGCAUUCAAUGAAAAGGCCGUCGACGAGGUCAUCGAGCAGGUAACUGGAGUGCGCAUAGGCAAUUCGCCGAACCAAAAUACGUCGUCUUCGUCGGAGCAGACGGAGAAAUUUGUGGACUGCCGCAGCGAUUCCGGGAGUGACGAGGAAACGUUGGGAAAAGACGAGCGGAAGUCAAAAGGCAGUGACCACGACGACGAUUUGAUCGAUGACGAAUCGCAACGGGACUGGGAAACAGGUCUCUCCGAAGAGGACAAACUGGCCAACAAAGCCAAAGCCGAUGAGCUCAAAGCGCAGGGAAACGAACUGUUCAAGCAGGGAGAUUUCGACAAAUCGGCCAAUGUGUACACGGAAGCGCUCAGAAUCUGCCCGAUGGAAUAUUCCGCAGAGCGGUCCAUUCUGUUUGCCAACCGGGCGGCGGCCAAAACCAAACUUAACUUUAAGCCUUCUGCCAUCGACGAUUGCACCAAGGCGAUCGAGCACAAUCCAAAGUACCUGAAGGCGUUGCUGAGUGUUAUUGAAUCCACUUCCAGGCGUGCAACUCUGUACGAGGAAGCGGACAAGCUGGAUGAAAGUUUGGAAGACUUCAAGAAAAUACUGGAACUGGACCCGGCCAAUGUGGAAGCGAAGGCGGCCGAGGUGAGGCUGGCACCAAAAAUUCAGGAACGCAACGAGCGCCUCAAGGAGGAAAUGAUGGGUAAGCUGAAGGACCUGGGCAAUAUGAUUCUGCGGCCAUUUGGGCUGUCGACGCAAAACUUCGAAAUGCAACAGGAUCCGUCGACCGGAUCCUACUCUAUUAAUUUUAAGAGUGGAAAAUAGUGUUUCUGCAAAUUUUGAAGUCUUGUGAUAUGCGAUGGGUGAGUGUGCCAAUUUCUGAAUCAAAAGCUUGUUAGUGCAAUCAGGGUGAAUGUGUUUGUGUGUGUAUUUCAAAGCCUUCGAUGGCGUUAAAAUAUGAACCAGUCGAACCAAACCAAA
Messenger RNA from Aedes aegypti (yellow fever mosquito), 1257 nucleotides. It is a transcript of the gene Ttc1, whose product is annotated as tetratricopeptide repeat protein 1. Gene Ontology annotation, molecular function: protein binding. Bases 211 to 1101 code for a protein of 296 amino acids. The transcript is spliced from 2 exons. Lineage: Eukaryota; Metazoa; Arthropoda; Insecta; Diptera; Culicidae. The record is from RefSeq and is a predicted model, not a curated record.